AUGCCCGAGCAGGCUUCACAACAAGCUUCCCAACCAGCUGCGACCAGGUCAGGGUUCUGGGCAGAAAUAGAGUCUAUGAAGUCGCCAGAAUCCAAGGACGUCGCGCCAGAACCAAAGGUUGGGGAGAACGCACCGACUGCGCCUGAACUCGUUUUACCAGAUGGGCGAAAGACAUUAAUACUUUUCCUGCGUCACUGUGGCUGUCCCUUGUCGGAAAUGCAAAGGGAUGUCCACUGCAUUGCGGUGUCCCAUUCCUCACCUGAAGCAACCGAGCGUUGGAUACCCCAAGUUGGAGGUGCUUGGCAUACUGACGUAAUUAUCGACGAAGGUCGAGAUCUCUAUGCAAAAUGGGGGCUGGGACUAUCCAACACUUGGCACGCAUUCAACCCCAUGGCUUUGUACUCUGUCUAUCGCCUAGGUGCCGAUGAAGGCAUCUGGAACCGUCCCACCGAGAGUGGAAGUCGAUGGCAAAAGAGCGGAGCGUUUGCAGUAGAUGAAGCCGGAAUGGUGCGCUGGCGGCACAUCUCCAAGACUGCCGACGACCUGCCUGAUUUUGACGCGGCUCUCGAAGCGCUCGGUAUCGUCUCGGAUGACCAAGGCAAAAAUUAA
This is a messenger RNA of Metarhizium robertsii ARSEF 23, 609 nucleotides long. RefSeq names its product Thioredoxin-like fold protein. The transcript has 2 exons. NCBI's taxonomy places the organism in Eukaryota, Fungi, Ascomycota, Sordariomycetes, Hypocreales, Clavicipitaceae. Bases 1 to 609 code for a protein of 202 amino acids. The record is from RefSeq and is a predicted model, not a curated record.